Gloeophyllum trabeum ATCC 11539 is the source of this 1037-nucleotide messenger RNA. Its product is annotated as dienelactone hydrolase endo-1,3,1,4-beta-D-glucanase. Gene Ontology annotation, molecular function: hydrolase activity. The record is from RefSeq and is a predicted model, not a curated record. Bases 145 to 954 code for a protein of 269 amino acids. The transcript has 7 exons. Lineage: Eukaryota; Fungi; Basidiomycota; Agaricomycetes; Gloeophyllales; Gloeophyllaceae.
CGAUUUGUUCAUGUUCCCUCUCUUGUCAAGCGCACUACGAGCACGACUGCCGGUUUUCCCGAAGAACGUACCGUUCCGGAGGGUUGCUCUACCAAUAACCAGGGCAUCUGUACUCGUCUCGUCGCAACACCAAGGGCAUACACUAUGAGCUGCCCGCAGUGCAGAGAAGGCUUCAUCCUUCCCGGAGAGCCCGAGGGAGAGAUGGUCAAGGUCGGGGCGACCGACGCGUACCUCCACCGCGCGAGUGAACCUACAAGCUCACGCGCAGUGGUACUCCUCACGGAUAUCUUCGGGCUCCCACUGAAGAACUCCAAGAUCCUUGCCGACAAGAUAUCGACGAGACUAGGUUGCGAUGUCUGGGUCCCGGAUUUGUUCAAUGGCCGUCCACCUCUGGAUAUCUACGACUUGGAGGGUAUCAUACCAGAAAAGCCAGGUCAGAAAAUAACCUUCAUAGCGAGGUUGAAAUUCCUGUGGCUCGCCCUCCGCCGAGGCUUGGGUUUCUAUAGGUCUCGGCGCGCCGUCGUUGACCCUAGGACAGAGUCCUUCGUCAGGAAGCUGAGGGAGGAGAAGAAGUACGGCAAGAUCGGCGCUGUCGGGUACUGUUUCGGGGGCUCUUUGGGCCUUCGUCUCGCGAACAAGGACGUCUUUGACAGUCUAGUGAUCUGCCAUCCUGGUAAAACUCCUGUGGAAUUAGUAAAGCAAAUCAAGAUUCCAACGUCAUGGGCUUGUGCGGAAGAUGACAUGGGAUUCAAGACAGAUCAGCGCCAUGCAGCAGAAGCCACAUUAGCUGAACGCAAGGGGAAGCCUGAUUUCACCGAAUACGAGUUCAAAGACUACAAAGGAACGGUUCACGGCUUUGCCGCUAGGCCACGCCUGGAGGAUCCGGACGCGAAAGCGGGUUUCGAGGGUGCUCUUGAACAGACGGUGGCUUGGUUUGAGAGGACAUUAUCAUAGUUUGUAGGGUAAUAGGCGAUAGUCGCCGCACGCCUUUCAUGUAUGUAGGUGCUAUGUCGCCCUCGUUAUAUCUGCACAUGACG